AUGACUAAUGUGCCAGGUGACAGGUCUCAGCUUCUUCUAGUUCUGUUUAUUGCAAUGUUUUAUCUUUGUCUUCUUCUUCCAGAGAACUACACAACAGCUGAUGAGUUGAUGAUGUGCAAAAAGAGUGAGAGACAAGCGCUUCUCCAAUUUAAGCAAAGCCUUCAAGCUGUAGAUAAGUCGGUCAAUAGCAGCCUCUCUUCAUGGGACAACAAGGAUUGUUGUGAAUGGAUGGGUUUGGGGCGCAACAAGCUCACAGGCUAUGUGGAAAGGAUUGAACUUCAUGGCUAUCACUGCCUUGUAGCAGGUACAAUUAGUCCUUCAUUGCUUAAGUUGCAACAUUUGAGUUACUUAGAUCUCAGCUACAAUGAUUUUAAUGGAAGUCUCAUCCCCGAGUUCAUUGGUUCUUUAAAAAAUCCGACAUACCUGGAUCUCUCUUUUGCUCUUUUAGAGGACCAAUUCCUUCUCAGCUUGGAAACCUUUGAUGUUGGAGACUCUUUUUCUGGGUGUCAACCAGCUUCCUUUACAAAUCCGUACCUGAGCGAUUGUGAUCUUCCAAGUGUCUCUUCUUCAUCUCUAAUUUCCCUUAUCAACUCUUCUACAUUUCUCACCACACUUCAUCUGUCUGGAAACAAUCUCACUUCUUCUGCAAUAUGCCCAUGGUUGUUUAAUGUUAGCAGCAAACUUAAGGUCCUUGAUCUGUCAAUGAACCAGUUGAAAGGUCCAAUUCUAGAAUCCAAUUUUGGGAACAUGGUUUCUCUGAAAUAUCUUUAUCUGAGAGACAAUCAGCAUGAAAGUGGGAUAAAUGGUUCUGUACUGAGUGAAAUCGCAAAAUUAUCAUCCUUAAGAGCACUAGAUCUUGGGUACAACCAUUUAAAUGGAACCAUAAGCGAAAGCAUUGGACAAUUGUCAAAGCUGUUGCUUUUACGGCUUGCUGGGUAUUCUUUUGAUAAUGUUGUCAUCUCCGUAGUUCAUUUCUCAAAUCUCACCAGGGCCUCGUUUCCCAGAAUGGUUACAGGUCAAAUUCAUCUCAGAGCCCUUGAUAUCUCCGCUGCGGAAAUUUCGGAUUCUCUCUCCUAUUGGUUUUGGGACUCAUUGAAAAGUUUACAACACUUAAACCUCUCUUUCAAUCAGAUCAACGCUUUGAAUUUGGAAGACAAUAAUUUAUUAGGCCAAAUUCCAUUCUCUUUGGGAUAUCUGGCUUCUCUUGAAAUGCUCAGUUUACGUGGUAAUAGAUUCUUGGGAGAAUUACCUUCAUCUUUACAGAAUUGGAAAAUUGCAACAGAAUCUCAGCUACAACUCUUUGAACCUUCAGCAUUCUCACGUAAUCAUGGGCUUUGUGGUCCCUCAGUUACACCAAAUUGCUCAGCUUUAGUGGAACCACCUCAAGGUCAACCAAGAAGAAUUGAAGAAGAUUUUGAGGAAUUCAGAAAACGGUUUUAUAUUGGCAUGGGACUUGGAUUUGUUGUGAGUUUUUGGCGAUUUUGCAGUGCUGUGUUAUUCAAACGUCCUUGGAGGCAUUCCUAUUUUCUUUUCAUGGAUAAUGUCAUGGCUUGGUUCUAUGUUUCAUCUGUUCUGCUGAAAUCAAGUUGGAGAGGAGAAUUCAAACCUAAAAGGUAUGUUUUGGAACAGCAGGUGAAGUUAAUUUUUCAUGUUUGUGAGGAACUCAAGUAA
Messenger RNA from Durio zibethinus, 1671 nucleotides. The record is from RefSeq and is a predicted model, not a curated record. Lineage: Eukaryota; Viridiplantae; Streptophyta; Magnoliopsida; Malvales; Malvaceae.